Nerophis lumbriciformis (worm pipefish) is the source of this 966-nucleotide messenger RNA. The record is from RefSeq and is a predicted model, not a curated record. NCBI's taxonomy places the organism in Eukaryota, Metazoa, Chordata, Actinopteri, Syngnathiformes, Syngnathidae.
GUAAAUAUGGCUGCUGACAUGACUUUGAUGGACAUUUCCAAGAUCUUCUCCCUGCUGCAGCCCAAAGAGGAAGAUGAGGAUAAUGAACUGAGCCAAGCCUUGAACAACGCCGUGAGAGGCGAUAAUGUCCUUCUCCUCACUGAGCUUCUUUCUCAGGAGAGGUACAGGAGGUCAAUAAACACUCGGAGCGGGUGGGGGGUUCCUGUCACACCCUUACGGACUGCUGCUGCUUUGGGACACCUGAAGUGCUUGGAGCUCCUCCUGGAGCAUGGAGCAGAGAUAGACAGCCUGGACGUGAAGGCCCAGACGCCAUUGUUCACGGCCGUUAGUGGCAAACAUCUAGACUGCGUGCUGGCUCUGCUGAAGGCCGGAGCCAACCCAAAUGGUAGCCUGCACAACAACUGCUCACCGGUGUUGACGGCUGCCCGGGAAGGGGAUGUGGACAUUCUCCGGGAGCUGCUCCGCUUUGGAGCAGAGGUGGACGUUCGACCAAAAGUACCGCAAUGGGCAUCUAAUGCUACAGUGUGCAAAGGGCCUCUUUAUAUUGCAGCAGUGUACGGACAUUUGGACUGCUUCAAACUCCUCCUUCUCCAUGGAACUAACCCUAACUAUAACUGCACGGAUGAAAAGAUGCUGGCCCGAAUAAAGCAGCCAGAGACUGUGCUGGAGGUUUGUUUGCGUUACGGUUGUGGAGUGGAGUACAUCCAACUUCUCGUAGACUUCGGAGCAGACGUAUACCUGCCUACACUUAUUGUUGACAAGACUACAAAACAGAACAAAGCUUUGGCUCUGCUGCUCAAGGAAAGGGUUUGCCCCAAACCUCUGAUGUCACAGACUCGGCUGGCAAUCCGCAGAUACCUUCAUUUUGCCAACAAAGACCCAGCCAUUGACAGUUUGGACAUUCCUCUUGUUCUGAAGAAUUACCUGAAGCACAACAUCAAAGAGCUCAAGGGCUGCUCCAGUUAG